Molecule: messenger RNA, 803 nt
Organism: Mangifera indica (mango)
Lineage: Eukaryota; Viridiplantae; Streptophyta; Magnoliopsida; Sapindales; Anacardiaceae
Product: DNA-directed RNA polymerases II, IV and V subunit 8B-like
Exons: 5
Coding region: 187-627 (146 amino acids)
Biological process (GO): DNA-templated transcription
Cellular component (GO): RNA polymerase I complex; RNA polymerase III complex; RNA polymerase II, core complex
Molecular function (GO): DNA-directed RNA polymerase activity
Source: RefSeq, a predicted model, not a curated record
UCAUGGGCAAGCCAUCAAAAUUUCUCACCGACUUGAAACCCAAUCCUUCCUCCAAAACUGCGUUAAAUUCCCCUCCCGUCCGUAUGUGCCUCUUUGCUGCCUUCCGUUACCGGCUCCGAAGAAUCCUCCGAAAAAGUCUAAACCCAGGUGGACUGUUGCUGCUGAGGAAUUGUUUGUGCAGGAAGGAUGUCAAGUGUAAUACUGUUUGAGGAUAUUUUUGUGGUUGAUAAGAUAGACCCGGAUGGAAAAAAGUUUGACAAGGUUUCUCGCAUUGAAGCACGGAGUCAGAACUGUGACAUGUACAUGCUACUGGAUGUGAAUGUAGAAAUAUAUCCUAUGCGUGUAGGUGACAAAUUUGCUUUGGCUUUGGCUCACACAUUAAAUCUGGAUGGAACAACAGAUUCUGGCUAUUAUACUCAGGGUGGGAGGAAAUCACUUGCUGACAAGUUUGAAUACAUUAUGCACGGGAAGCUAUACAAGAUCUCAGAUGAAGGCUCUGGGAAAACACUUAAAGCUGAGAUAUAUAUUUCAUAUGGUGGGCUUCUAAUGAUGCUGAAGGGAGAUCCUUCUUAUAUUACCCACUUCGAGCUUGAUCAAAAGCUGUUUCUCCUAAUGAGGAAGUUGUAAAACCUUGUAAUAGUAACAUACAACACAUCUCUCUUUAACCUACAAACUUCUGCUGUUUGUUGUAACGACAGGUUCAUGGAUCGUGAGACCCUUCUAGGCAUUGUAAUGUGGUAUUAACAGUGGAUUCUUUAACAUGGGGUUCAUGUUUGUCAAAAUGAAAAGGCUUUUAAUGGUUC